This is a messenger RNA of Bacillus rossius redtenbacheri, 3081 nucleotides long. Its product is annotated as gamma-butyrobetaine dioxygenase-like. The record is from RefSeq and is a predicted model, not a curated record. Gene Ontology annotation, molecular function: oxidoreductase activity. The transcript is spliced from 8 exons. NCBI's taxonomy places the organism in Eukaryota, Metazoa, Arthropoda, Insecta, Phasmatodea, Bacillidae. Gene Ontology annotation, cellular component: mitochondrion. Gene Ontology annotation, biological process: carnitine biosynthetic process. Bases 120 to 1526 code for a protein of 468 amino acids.
CCUCAAUUCUAUCUAGCAUGUUGCCUUGACCUCGACAUUCACGUGUUGUUGACAAAUUCCAGUUGCACCCGUGCAUCGCGUCAUAUGGUUUGUCUAGCCUGUACUUAAUAAAUUCAGAAAUGCAGUUUGCGAAAGCAAAGAAUCUAAUCUGGCUACAUCUUAGACUAAAAAUAAAUCGUAGUUUGCAAUUUAAUAGUGUGAAGUUUUUUAGCGAAGCAUCUUUUGUGCACUGUUUUAAAAAUAGUGGUAGUUUUUCACAUCUUUCACCAGGGAUGAGAAAUCCAUCUUAUUUCAGCCUUCGUUUUAUUUGCACCGAGAAAGAACUUAAAACGGCCAAACUGAAGGCGAAGCAUGCAGCCACCGAGGCACAGGCCAAGCUGGUCGUCGUGACGCUCUCCGACGGCCAGGACUGCAAGUUCCCGUGGCUGUGGCUGAGAGACAACUGUCAGUGCGCAGCAUGCUUCAACUCCUCGUCCUACUCCAGAAUCAUUAACUGGGAAUCGUUUGACACCAAAGUGUUCCCUGUAGACGUAUCGAUAGGCGAGGAUGCAGUGCGGGUGGCGUGGUCAGACGGCCAUGAGAGCGUGUUCUCGCUGGCCUGGCUUCUCGAGAGGAGAUUCACCGCCGCUGCGCAGGAAGAGUGGCUCACCAAGACCUACCAGCCCUCAAAAGUUUCCUGGGGGUCUGAACAGUUCCCUCUCAUUCUUCGCAGAUUUUGCUACAAGGACGUUAUCGAAAGUUGUUUUCGUAGUGAUGAAUGUCUCCUCGAGUGGCUGGAGUCGCUGGCUGUCCAUGGAGUAGCGUUCCUGGAGAGAACACCGCACAGAACGGAUCAGGUCAGGCAGCUUGCUGACAGAGUGGCGUUCAUUAAGAAAACUGUCUAUGGUGAGGAGUUUCACCUGAAAGUGCAGCCAGACGCCACAAAUGUAGCGUAUUUAGCGACGCCACUGCAGAUGCAUAUUGACUUGCCCUAUUACCAAUACAAACCGGGGUCUCCCUCCACUGCCUGGUGCAAGCAGCCGGCGGGGGGGGCCGUGAACCAGCUCACGGACGGCUUGCGCGUGGUCGAGCAUCUGAGGGCGUCGCACCCCGGCGCGUACGACGUGCUGGCCGCCACGCCGGUCGAGUGGGCCGACGUCGCCCGCGACGGAGCCCGCGAGUGGUUCCUCGUGCACAGGGCUCCCGUCAUACGUGAAGACUGUGUGGGCCAGUUUGCAAGCAUCAACUACAGCCAGCAGCAGAGAGAUUCUCACUUCUCUGUGCCGCUGGAGUCUGUGAACAAGUGGUACGAAGCCUGCGCCACCCUUACACAAGUGAUUCAUCAUCCUGACAACACGGUUUUCUUGAAGAUCAAGCCAGGAGAGAUACUGACAUUCGACAAUUUUCGCUUGCUGCACGGGCGAAGUGGCUAUGACAACACGCCGGGCCAGGAGCGACAUCUUGUUGGAGCGUACCUUGACUGGGACCAUGCAUACUCUUGCAUCAGAGUGCUGCGUAGAGACGGAAGUAGCCGUGGCGAUUCUUGAUCUCACCUCUGGACCCUAAUCCUUUGUUUUCAUGCACUGCGAUGCGAGUUGAAGUAAUUGUGCUGCAGUGUACCUGUAACCUUUCCCAGGUCCUUUUUUUUCUAAUUUAUUUAUAAGGAUCAUUGUGCCUGCCAACAGUUCACACGUGAUAAAGCAGGGUGUCUACAGGUACCAAAAGUCACGAAAAAGUAAUGAAACUGAAUAACUGGUCACGAAAAUCCCAAAAAAAGUCCCGAAACGAACAGUAACAGUAUUAAAAGUCACGCAACUUUAAUUUUCAGCAGCAGUUAGCUAACUUGAGUUUUGUUUUUGACACAUUCCUUAAUUUUAUAGCUUCACAUUAAAUAUAAAUAAUUGGUAACUAUCCACUUAAAUCAUGCAUUGCUGCCAAGUUUGAAGGAUUUUCUACAAUAAUUACUGUUUUAGUAUCCAGUUAAGAGAAUUUCGGAGAGAUAUUUAUUAAUAAUAGAAACAUAGAAACUUACGGACGUCAGAAAUAUCGUGUUUAUCUGCAUUUUGUGCGAUAAUUUUGGCUCAUGUGGCACUGGCUUCAUAUAUUUCACAGUAAUUGUGGUAUUUCCUGUGCUCGCAGCACCAUAAUUUUGGUGAUAUGUGUAGGUAAUGUUUUGGUGGUAAUAGCCAACAACGGAACUAACUAUAGUUUUGUCAUCUUUCUCAUCAUUAAUAAAUUAUGUGAGAUGUUAAUAAGAAGUAUGCUGUUGUUUGGUAUUCCUCAGACUAUAAAAAAGUUGCAUAAGUGAUAGCUAUCCAAAAAUGUGGGUGUGUCUCGUUCCAUCUAAACUGUCGGAAAUAUAAUUUUUAUUUCGUCCAUGACUGCCGAUGUAUAUCAACUUAUUUAGUUUGAUAUUUUUGGCUACGAAUGUAUAACUACAUAACGCUGUUUUGUCUGGAGUAUAACAUUUAAUUUGAUAUUUACAACUAUGAAGCAUUUAGUUGAAGAGUUAUGGUUUGAUACUUUAUAAAACGGUCAAAAAGAAUGCAUAUUUACAAAUGUCUGCUUGAGCUAAAUUUAUUGCAAAUCCAAUCAAAAAAUAAAUUGCAUCUAUUCUGAGGCAAUUUUGGGCUUAGCUAAUAGGAUUGCUAUGAAAAAUGUAACCGCAAGGAGAUUCAUGAAUCCAAGCUUUAAAAAAAUCAUGCACUUGCAAUAUGAAAUGAUAAUGCGGUUAACGUUUUGUAAAGUAUUUUAUAUAAAUAAAUUAUUUUAGCUUUUUAAAAAUUAUAUGGUUUUCAAAUAUGUAUAAUUUUUGAAACAUUUAAUUUACUGCAUGGGAGUUAGUGUUAAUUCUUUUAUAGUGUAGUAUUUGGCAUAAGCUUUAUUGUACUUGCUUUGUAAAGGUUUUAACUUUUUAACUCAGCAAUUGGCAUGUUCCUGCAAAUUGUAGAUUUAUUUAGUUUUUUUUUUUUUUAGUUUUGCUUAUUGUAGUUGAAAUAUUACCCAAUGACAUAAAAAUGUUGGAGACACCCUGUAAAGGCAUGUGUAUAAAUAUCAGAACUGUGAUAAAAUAAAUAAUACUUUUGAGAGGAGAAAAAAAAA